UUUUUAUCCUUUCUCUUUCUCUCUCUGUCUUUCUAUAUCCUCAGCAACACACUCGGAAAAAUGUAGAACAACUAGAAUCUUUUGUUCCAAACAAAAACGUAUGAAUUGGUCGGUUUUUCUCCGGAGUCGUCUUCACUUUUCUCCGAGUUUUUAUUAUCAUCAUCUCUCUCGUGUCCCUGUCCCCAUCUCCAUCUCUUAGUUUCUUCUUCAAAUGGCAGAAGUUGAAGACAUAGACAACCCUCAUCACGACCACCAUCAUUACCUUUCUUCUUCUACAACACAACCUCCAAUGAUCAAUUUCCCGCGAGAUCUGUUAAGAACCUUCGUGGGAGUGAACAAUAAUAACAAUAACAACAGUCAGCACCACAAUUUGCCUAUGCCAGUGGUGAAGUUAGAGGAUGAGAAAGAAGAGCUGGAACUAAGUCUCGGCCUUUCGAUGAAUGGUAGAUUUGGGGUGGACCCUACAGCGAAGAAGAUAAAGAGAACAACCUCGAUACCGGAGUUUGUGCGCGACGAGGAGAUGGGAUAUGCUGCUGCGAUGGGGUGCACGGGGUCUCUGGUGAGGGCGUGUUCGCUUCCGACGGAGACGGAGGAGGAGUGGCGGAAGAGGAAGGAGUUGCAGACGCUGAGGCGGGUGGAGGCACGGAGGAAGCGCUCCGAGAAGCAGAGGAACAUGAAAGCCUUGAGAGAACAACAACAGAGGUCCGAAGGGAGCAAUCCGGUGGAGCAAGGUGCAGGGGGGUACGGUGAGGUUGCACCACCCUUGGCGAGGACCGUGUCGUUGACCGCACGUGUUUGUGGACUCGGCUUGAAUGGGGACAGUGAAAAGGAGAAGAAGGAGAAGAGAAGUGGAAUAGCGUUGCCACCUCCCUCGCCUUCACAGGGUUCCAUUGGUUCUUCCGGAAUUUCAGAAGCUGAGUCUCAACAGGGUCAAGGAACAACACCUAUGGAUGUUAGAAGCCCUACUAGUGCUAACUUGUUGCCAGACAGCGAACUGAAAUCACCAGCAGGUGUUGCUGAGAACAACACAGGCAAGAAUGCUGCUGCUGCUGCUGCAGUAACAAUGAGAAGUCAAUCUAACAAAUAUUCACCACCACAAAGCAGAACCAAAGACAUUGUGAGGAACUUGUUGGAAGACAUGCCCUGUGUCUCCACCAAAGGAGAUGGCCCUAAUGGGAAAAGAAUAGAAGGCUUUCUUUACCGGUAUGGGAAAGGUGAGGAAGUGAGGAUAGUAUGCGUUUGCCAUGGCAGUUUCCUCACCCCUUCCGAGUUUGUUAAGCACGCCGGUGGCGGUGACGUGGCAAAUCCAUUGAAGCAUAUUGUUGUUAGUCCAAGCUUUUUGUGAGGCCAAGAGAAAGAACCAACCAAAUAUGAGUGAUCAAAUUUUUACUCUAUUGGUUCCUAUGUUCACUCUUGAACUCACCACCUCUACUUCUAAUCUGCAUGUUAUGUUCAAAUUCUGUUCAUCUUUUGAAAUCGUAGAAAUUAUUAUGAAAGAGUCUGAUUUCUUAUUCAGGUAUUUUUUUUUCCCAUUUGUUCUUAUUUGACAUUAGAACGCAAGGGGCAAUGAUACUUGUUAGAGUUUGUUAGCUAGUUUUCUGUUAUCUGUUAGUUUUCUACCACUUAAUUUAGUACUUCAGUUUUUAUCUUCCCUUCUGGUAAA
Glycine soja is the source of this 1663-nucleotide messenger RNA. RefSeq names its product ninja-family protein AFP3-like. The record is from RefSeq and is a predicted model, not a curated record. NCBI's taxonomy places the organism in Eukaryota, Viridiplantae, Streptophyta, Magnoliopsida, Fabales, Fabaceae. Gene Ontology annotation, biological process: negative regulation of DNA-templated transcription; signal transduction. The coding region runs from base 212 to 1345 and encodes 377 amino acids. Gene Ontology annotation, cellular component: nucleus. The transcript is spliced from 2 exons.